CUCAUAAUUUAGGUUGGAAGGGGCCUCCAGAGGUCAUCUAGUCCAACCCUACACUCAAAACAUGUCUAGUUAAAGGCAUGAUGCCUUAAAGUUUAGAUGGGCAAGGCCAUCUCCACUUGAGUCUUGACCGCUGCCAAGGAUGCAGAUUCCACAACCCCUCUGGGCUACCUGUUCCAGGAUUUCACCUGCCUCAUGAUUUAAUUAAAAAAAAAAAAAGUUCAUAAUAGCUAAUAGAAUUUCUCAUAUUUCCAGUUGUCUCUGUUCUUCCUCCUCUUCUCAGCAUGCCUCUGGGAAGUGUCUGACUCCAUCUUCUCUCUUUCCUGCAGUUGUAGAUGCAGUAAGGUCUCCCCUUUGACUUCAUUUCUGCAAGCAGAAGAGACACAGUUCUUUCAGCCUCUCCUCAUACAUCGUACCAUUAAGUAUUAGCAUUUCCACAGGUGGCAAGAGGAAAGCCAGGCAUAUAAAUGUAGGCAAACCAGAGAUUUAAUCCUUUAAGUAUUGCAUGAGCUGCUGUACUUAAUGAUCAAGUGUUCUAUUGCCUAUUACAGUAUUGCUCAGUGGGGGACCUGCUCCUGUUUUGCAUUAGCUCUAUUUUUUCUAUAUGUUAGCCUUCUUUCCCAUCUUAUUUUCUCUUUUUCAGCAUUUUUGUUUCUCCCCUAUCCUGUCUGCCAAAAUGGAAAUAAUUAAAUAGUUAAUAUUGGUAGGUAAAGCAUCACAGACUUACAUGAGCAUAACAUUCAAAGGAGAUGAAUAGAGCAGAAUAAACGAUAAUUCUCUUCAAACAAUUAUCUCAGCCUGCCUGCAACAGGAUAGUGGUUUAUAUCCAGCAGACCGCUGAAGACUACCCCAUGAUCACAACAGAAACUCAACAAUCAUCAGAGAAGGUGUUCUAAGCAGUAUUGGACCCACAGACGUCACUCUCUGACCUUGAGAAAAGGACUAGCUCAGUUCCUCUGGCCUUUGUAAUGUAUUAUUUGUAGAAGAUAUUGACAGCUUCAGGAGAAAAGCUUACUAGAACUGUAAAGAAUUAGUAAUAAUCACAAAGGGCUGAAGAAAUUAAUAUUUUAGUCUUCAGAGACAGACCUUACCGUUCCAAAUCAAUAUCAGAAUGUCUGCAUCACACUCCUCUGCGUUAGCAAGUUGAGAGGGAUUUUUAUGGUAAAGCCCAAUCUUGCCAUCAUCCUGUCUUUGCAUGCAGGAAUCAUAAUCAUGGCUUAUUCUACAUGAAGAAUUUGGCAUUCUAUCAAGAAGCAAAAUGAAAAAAACACAAUGAAAACAAAAGGCAGCCCACCUUCAACCAAGGCAGUGGUGUGUUGCAAGGCAGUCCUUAGCAACCUGCAGCCAGAGAGCCCCGUUGUGUUAGCAGAGUAGACUCAAGCAAAAGUGACAGUGGCUUGUUUACAGAAUCUUAUCAGGUGCUUCUGGCACAAAAAGAGCUUUGCAGGUGAGUGGAAGACUCACUGUGAAACAAAUGCAGUGUAGCAUUUUCAGUCAAUAUACUUAAUAAUCUGCCUAUUUUGCAAAUACAACAAAAAUUCCAGUAUCAUGCAGGAAAAGCUUAAGUACCUUUGUUUUGUUAAAUCUCCUGUCUUUUAGGACACAAGCUGUAACUAGACUUCUAAGCCACAGAUUUUGGCACAGAAGGCCAUGUGUGGCCUAUUUGAAGGUCUGUUCAGCGCAGAAGCAGAACUGAUGCUCUAUCACGAGGUGGCAGUGUGGCUUGUGACACAGAUGUGUCUCCACUGGGUUUUCAGAGGCUGUUCCAACAGGCCAUGCUACUCUGGAGAAACACACCCAGAAAUCCAGGCUGGGUUUAGAGCCAGCUCAGCGUGCUCACCGAGGGAGUCACAAAGAUAGUCCAGGGCACUAGAAUCCUUCAUUAACAGUGGAUGCAACUGGUUUUUGCACUUUGUGCUGAUUUUGUCAAAGCAUUUUCUGUCUGAGGAACCAGAAUAUUGGGAAGUUAGCACCCUAUCCAGUCACUGACCUAAACAUCCACAUUUUUAAGCAUCCUGAGAAUGAUAAGUGAUCUGUGUAUGUUACCAAAUCGAGUCAUUCAAAAAAUGCAAGUUUAGGUUAAGUAUUAAGUUUAAAAAAAUAAGCAAUUAUCACUGCUUAGUGUUUCACUUCCCUACUGCUUUCUCAUUAUUUAGGAGGAAAACAGCUGUUGUGUGAUACUAUGAAGAAAGAAAAUUCCAAGUGGAAGUUAAGAUUUUGAAGUGUUUUCCAGAUUUUCCUUCCGAUUCCAGAAGGAAACUUAAACUCUGGAAUAAGCCAUAUUUCUCUUGAAGAUAAAAUCACAGCUGUUAACCACGUAGUCUCAUUUUCCCAGUUUUACAUCAGUGUUGUUUGGUUAAUAACAGCAAGUUCAUUGCUGACCAACUCGAGAAUGAAUAAAGCCAUCGGAAGAGGGAUACUACACACUAGAUGUAAUAAAAGCAAUGAGUAGAACAAGCAGAUGCAAAGAUCUGCUUGUUUUGGAGAUGGUGAAGAAAUGGCAGGUGGAGCAAAGCUUUCUGUGAUGAUCCUGGUGGAGUGACUGCUGUCGCUGGAGUGCAGUUGCCCGGCACUGUGGAAGAGGCAGAGAGUUGCCCGAACCAGACCUCAGCAGUCCCAUUGAGGUAGCACUAGAGAUCAGGAACACCAGCUGCUGUUCUGCUCUACCAGCCACAUCACCAGGGCAACAUGGCAUUCGCAGGCAAAUACGAAUUCGAAGGUGAUGAGAACUACGAUGAGUUUGUGAAGGCAAUUGGUCUCCCCAGUGACAAGGCUGACAUGGGAAGGAAUUGCAAAAUAGUCACUGAGGUGGUGCAGAAUGGAAAUGACUUCACCUGGACGCAGCAUUUCCCAGGAGGCCGCACCACGACCAAUACAUUCACAAUUGGCAAGGAAGCGGACAUGGAGACAAUGGGUGCUAAAAAGUUCAAGGCAACUGUUAAAAUGGAAGAUGGGAAAAUAGUAGCUGAUUUUCCCAACUACCGUCACACUGCAGAGAUUUCUGGAGGAAAGCUAGUAGAGAUUUCUACUGCUUCUGGUGUCGUCUACAAAAGGACCAGCAAAAGGAUUGCUUAAGGCAGUAAGGCCGGUUUCUUCCAGUGCACUGAAAAAUGAACUACAAUACAAAUAAAUAAAAUAGAGUGCUGAUUGUCUUUA
Columba livia (rock pigeon) is the source of this 3153-nucleotide messenger RNA. RefSeq names its product fatty acid binding protein 6 (gene FABP6). Gene Ontology annotation, cellular component: cytosol; nucleus. Bases 2686 to 3072 code for a protein of 128 amino acids. Gene Ontology annotation, biological process: fatty acid transport. The transcript is spliced from 7 exons. The record is from RefSeq and is a predicted model, not a curated record. Gene Ontology annotation, molecular function: fatty acid binding. NCBI's taxonomy places the organism in Eukaryota, Metazoa, Chordata, Aves, Columbiformes, Columbidae.